AUGGCAUCUGCAAUGUUUGGCAUCAGUUAUGAUCUACGGCAGGAUAAGAAGCUACAGGUCGUGAAGGGUCAGAGUCAAUUGAUUGAUGCUAAGAAAUACUACGAAGAUGCCAAGAGCCUAUUACUUGCUAAUCGGUCAGAGAAAUCAAGGUGGAAAAUUGAAUGUGGCGACAAAGACUUAGAAUGGGCCUCGACUCUAGGGGAUAUGGAAGUCAAGAGCGGAAAGCCAAACCCCGAAUCUCUUAGUAAAGCUGUAUCAGAGCUUGCUGGAAAAGAGGAGAUCUCGCACUAUCAAGGGCUUUUCUACUCUAAGUUUUGGUCGCCGAAAUCCCUAUUCGGCAACUAUAUAUGGAAAAGCACGAAAUAUUUACUCCCGGACAAACCUGAAACUACGAAGUCGGGUUUCUGUGCCUCUGAGAUAGCCAUCACAUCCACAAGUGAUGUGAAGAUAAUGGCGAAAAAUUAUUUGACUUUGUGUGACCCAUACUUUGCUAGGCAGAGUCUUACUUGGGCUCACAGCCAAGUGGGAGCCGUUAAUUCCCUAGAUAAUCUUCCUCUGAAAGCUGGAAUCCUACUACAUGAACUCAUGCAUAUGACUUCCCUAAAAGUUAUUGAUGAGACUGCUACCGGAGAUGACGGGAAGCAGCAUCCUGCGCAAACAUGGUCAGGUUGUCGGGCGUUGGCAAAGGAAGAUCCCCAGAGAACCGUCACGAAUGCAGAUACCUAUCAUUAUUUCGCACUAGGGGUCUACUUCGUGAAUGUCAACUGGUGGCCGGAAGGUUAUGAGGAAAAUGUUGGCCGCUGUUAA
Molecule: messenger RNA, 807 nt
Organism: Penicillium alfredii
Lineage: Eukaryota; Fungi; Ascomycota; Eurotiomycetes; Eurotiales; Aspergillaceae
Exons: 3
Coding region: 1-807 (268 amino acids)
Molecular function (GO): metalloendopeptidase activity
Source: RefSeq, a predicted model, not a curated record